UCACUGUUCACUGGGGAGAUGCCAGGCGAACCACAACCCUGAACAUCAGGAGUCAGCUAUCACAGAGGCUGUUAUCUGGCUGGUAUCAUCUGUAGCCUGGAGAACAGAAAAGAUGGCCUUCAUUGUAGCUAUGGGGAUGAUCUUAAUGGCUGGAAUCUGUCCUGCUGUCCUAUGCUUCCCAGAUGGCACAAACGAAAUGGACAUUGUAUUCCAUGAACACCAAGAAAAUGGGACACCAGAUGACAGUCUCACAUUUGCCUCCGUCAACACUGACUUUGCCUUCAGCCUGUACAAGAAGCUGGCUUUGAAGAAUCCAGAUAAAAAUAUUGUCUUCUCCCCACUUAGCAUCUCAGCUGCCUUGGCCCUCGUGUCCCUGGGAGCAAAGGGCAAGACCAUGGAAGAGAUUCUAGAAGGUCUCAAGUUCAAUCUCACAGAGACCUCUGAAGCAGACAUGCACCAGGGCUUUGGGCACCUCCUACAGAGGCUCAGCCAGCCAGAGGACCAGGAUCAGAUAAACAUAGGCAAUGCCAUGUUUAUUGAAAAGGACCUGCAGAUCCUGGCAGAAUUCCAUGAGAAGACAAGGUCUCUGUACCAGGCUGAGGCCUUCACAGCAGACUUCCAGCAGGCCCCUUCUGCCAACUUCACCUCCAACUAG
Mus caroli (Ryukyu mouse) is the source of this 655-nucleotide messenger RNA. The record is from RefSeq and is a predicted model, not a curated record. NCBI's taxonomy places the organism in Eukaryota, Metazoa, Chordata, Mammalia, Rodentia, Muridae.